AUGGUGAUCGGAAUGCAGCUCUUUUACACGCGAGCAUUAAAGAUCGGCGAAAACGAUCAUAUAUUGGUCCCAUUGCUAAAAAAAUCUUCGCUGCCUCACGGAGUGCCUGCUUUGGUAAAUGAUGACCUUAAUGUCGAUUUUUUCCGUAUUCCGAGUAUGGACGAAAUCAAUGAUGCCGUCAAAGGUUUGAAUCCAUUGAGCACUCUAGGUAAUGACGGAUUUACAGGCCACUUCUACGCAGCCUGUUGGGAGAUCAUUAAGUACGACAUAAAUAACUUUAUUGGCGACUUCUUCUGUGGAGGUUAUAUGUUUAAGGAGACGAAUAGAACCAUCCUGGUUUUGCUGCCCAAGACCGAAAGUACUCGAAAUAUUGCCGAUUAUUGUCCCAUUAGUUUAUGUAACUUCUCUGGAAAAAUUAUCUUCAAAAUUCUCGCUACCAGAUUGGGGAAAAUUUUACCUCUUCUUGUUUCGGAUGAACAAGCGGGAUAUUUUCAGGGUCGGCAAAUCACCACUCAUAUUGUUUUGUUGCAAGAGCUGAUCCGCGACAUCAAUCCUAAAUGUAAAGGAGGGAAUGUUGUUUUUAAAUUGGAUAUGGCCAAAACAUAUGACCGAUUGGAAUGGCGGUUUCUCUUAUGA
Molecule: messenger RNA, 636 nt
Organism: Erythranthe guttata (spotted monkey flower)
Lineage: Eukaryota; Viridiplantae; Streptophyta; Magnoliopsida; Lamiales; Phrymaceae
Source: RefSeq, a predicted model, not a curated record